AUGCUGGGACCUAGUAUAACCAGAGGUCCUCGCGCCACGGCCGCUGAGCGCGCCGUGGCGCGUCCGCGCGCGUUUUCAGCUGCAGCACGCACGUUGGUGCGGGCGCGCUCCAUUCCGGUGCCCGCUUCUGACAUCAUUGCCGCUGAGGACAGCGCGAAGCUGGAGAGCCUGCGCCAGAAAUUCGCCAUGGCCGACAUCGACGGAAACGGGGAGAUCGAUAAGCGGGAGCUGCGGGCGCUGCUGGAGAGCGUGGAGGGCGGCCUUACGUACCUUAUGGCAUGGAGGCGAAAGCCCAAGCGCAUGACCAACAGCGGCGGCGAUCACCGCCGCUGGUCUUGGCUCGGGGCUCGGGGCCGCGCGGGCACGGCGUCUGCGGCGGUGGGCUUCGGCCGUGCGGCCGCGCUGGCUGAGGGCAUGAUGCCAGAGGCCAAGCUCGACGCCAUCUUCGAAAAGUACGACAAGGACAAGAGCGAUGCGGAAGUGGUUUCUGGACGGUGA
This is a messenger RNA of Monoraphidium neglectum, 498 nucleotides long. RefSeq lists its product as hypothetical. The record is from RefSeq and is a predicted model, not a curated record. The transcript has 5 exons. Lineage: Eukaryota; Viridiplantae; Chlorophyta; Chlorophyceae; Sphaeropleales; Selenastraceae. Gene Ontology annotation, molecular function: calcium ion binding. The coding region runs from base 1 to 498 and encodes 165 amino acids.